Marasmius oreades (fairy-ring Marasmius) is the source of this 534-nucleotide messenger RNA. RefSeq lists its product as uncharacterized. Lineage: Eukaryota; Fungi; Basidiomycota; Agaricomycetes; Agaricales; Marasmiaceae. Bases 1 to 534 code for a protein of 177 amino acids. Gene Ontology annotation, molecular function: acyltransferase activity, transferring groups other than amino-acyl groups. The transcript has a single exon. The record is from RefSeq and is a predicted model, not a curated record.
AUGGCUGAACGUGAACCGUAUCCAGAGUUGCAACAGGAAUCUAAAGAGUCGGACCUCUCACGCUUGCCCAACACUACUUUAAUUUCCGAUCCUUUACCACUCCCACCUGGCUACACGUUCGUCGAUUCUCCACCAUCUUUACGGACUUACCUCGAUCUCCGUCGUCUUACUGGCCUCACUCCGAAAACUGAUGCCCAAGGCGAAGGAGCUCUAUCGGGAAGUUGGGUAUUCUGCACUGUCCUCUAUCAAGACCAGAAUCGACCAGUAUCAGAAGCGGAAGUGGUAGCUAUGGGUCGUGUUAUCGGUGACGGUGGAUGGUACUUCGUGAUCGCAGAUAUGGCUGUCCACCUUGCCCACCAACGGAAAGGCCUUGGCGAAGCUGUCUUGCGUCGAUUGAUCGCGAGGAUUAAGGAACAAGCACCUCCUGGUGCUUUGGUGACGCUUAGUGCUGAUGAGAAGGGAAGAGCACUGUAUCGCCGAUGUGGAUUUGUGGAAAGUGCACCGAAGAGUGUGGGGAUGUGGCUGGAUUUGUGA